AUGGCGACCGACAACAAAUACCCAUUUUGGGGCUACCCGGCACCUAUCAAGGGGCCGGAGACUGCAUACAAGGGCGAGCGAAAGUCGAACCCUGCUAUGCGAGGAUGGAUUUUGAUGCCAGCAGCAUACCUGCUCGAGCAGAUUCGUCCUCUCAGGGAGAUGAUCUGGUCAAAUGCCGGCUUCUCGUCGCUGCGCAAGCUCCGCGAGAAAAUCGAGGAUUAUGAGCCUCUCCACGAUCCCACAGUUGUGCCUCUCGACCACAGGCUUCUCUUCGCGGUCAAUGGCAAUGGGGGCCCCCACAUCAAUGGCAAUGGCAAUGGCAAUGGACAUGUGAACGGUGUGACGCCAAGACCGGGCUCGUCGGCCUCAGCGGAACUACCAUCUCACACGGACUCGUCUCCUCACACUAUCUCACUUACCAGCUACUACUCGACGAAAACUUAUCGCGACCUGUACCUGAAGGGUGAUCUUACGCCUACUGACGUCGCAAAAGCCAUACUACCACUCAUUCGACGAGACAUUGAGCCCAAGGGCUCCCACCAUCUCAUCUUCUUCGACAGCAAGGCCGAGCUCGUCCUCAAUGUAGCCGAGGAGUCAACCCAGCGUUACCGCGAGAACCGUUCUCUGGGACCGCUCGACGGCGUGCCGUGCGCUAUCAAAGAUGAGUACGACCUUGACGGGUACAAGUGUUGCCUGGGCUCUUUGAAUGACUACACCGCGGAAAUCGUCGACGAGAACGAUAGCAUCACUUCCUGGUGUGUCAAGAAGCUACUCGAGGCGGGAGCCGUCAUCGUCGGGAAGACCAGCAUGGUCGAGUUUGGGCUGGACACACCUGGCAACAACCCCAACUACGGAACACCGCGGAACCCUUUCAAUGAGGACUACUACACCGGCGGGUCAUCCUCGGGCACAGCCGCGGCCAUCGGGUCGGGGCUGAUCCCGAUAGGGCUGGGUAGCGACGGCGGCGGCAGCAUCCGGAUCCCGUCGGGCUUCUGUAACAUCUUCGGGCUUAAGCCCACGCACGCACGGGUCUCGUUCUGGCCGAGCGCGAACCACUCCAACACGUGUGCCGUCAAUGGACCCAUGGCCGCGGACAUGGAGUCGCUAGCCACGCUCUUCGAGGUCAUCGGCCAGCCGCACCCGGACUCGCCCUUUGCUUUCCCCAGCGUCCCGAGACUGCCCCCGGCGGCCAAGAUGCUCGAACAGACGCCCGGCAGGCCCAAGACCCUGGGAAUUUGCCGUGCCUGGUUCAACGACUGCGCGCCCGCGGUCAGGGAACUGUGUGAGGGGAUGGUGGAUACCCUGGUGGCUAAGCACGGCUACAAGGUGGUUGACAUACAGAUUCCGUUCUUGGCGGAGGGCCAGUUCGCACACGCCAUGACGGUCUUGACGGACGCAUCUACGUUGUUGCCCAAGUAUGACAACCUGACAUAUGCGAACCGAAUUCUCCUAGCCCUGGGACGCACAACCCCAGCGACAGACUACCUCCUCGCGCAGAAACUCCGCCGCUGCCUGAUGACGCACCUGUCGUGGCUGUGGCGGCAACACCCGGGCAUGCUGAUCAUCACGCCGACGACGGCCUGCGCGGGGUGGCGCAUCCGGGACGGCAAGACGAGCAGCAGCGGCGAGCUCAGGGUCGGCAUCUCGGACGGCGACAAGACCAUCGAGACGAUGCGGUACGUGUGGCUGGGCAACUUCUGCGGCCUGCCCUCCAUCAACGUCCCCGCUGGCUACGCGAGCCCCGACGCCGGCGGCAAGGGCGAGAGGGUCGCCGAGAAGGGUACCGUCGGAAAGGUUCCCGUCGGCUUCAUGGCCACGGGCGAGUGGGCGUCUGAGGAGAGCCUGAUUGAGUUUGGCGUUGAGGCCGAGCGGGCUGGUGCCGAGUGGCGGGAGAGGCCUAGGGGGUGGGUUGAUAUUGUUGAGUUGGCUAAGAAGGAGAGGAGCACGGAAUAA
Messenger RNA from Diaporthe amygdali, 1953 nucleotides. RefSeq names its product glutamyl-trna amidotransferase subunit a. The record is from RefSeq and is a predicted model, not a curated record. The coding region runs from base 1 to 1953 and encodes 650 amino acids. NCBI's taxonomy places the organism in Eukaryota, Fungi, Ascomycota, Sordariomycetes, Diaporthales, Diaporthaceae. Gene Ontology annotation, molecular function: catalytic activity. The transcript has 3 exons.